Cadophora gregata is the source of this 1989-nucleotide messenger RNA. It is a transcript of the gene MEX67, whose product is annotated as nuclear mRNA export, poly(A)+RNA binding protein. The record is from RefSeq and is a predicted model, not a curated record. Gene Ontology annotation, biological process: poly(A)+ mRNA export from nucleus. Bases 1 to 1989 code for a protein of 662 amino acids. NCBI's taxonomy places the organism in Eukaryota, Fungi, Ascomycota, Leotiomycetes, Helotiales, Ploettnerulaceae. The transcript is spliced from 3 exons. Gene Ontology annotation, cellular component: nucleus. Gene Ontology annotation, molecular function: RNA binding; protein binding.
AUGCUCAGCAACCCCCCCCCUCGAGGGCCCCGAGGCUCCUCCCCACAGGUUCGUGGCAGAGGACGAGGUGGUGUACAAAAGCGCAGAGCUGGCGGCGCAACGACGAGAGUUGAUAAAGAUGGUGACCUGGUCAUGGAUGCGGCUGCUACGACUGCUGAUAAGCCUAGGUUAGGGAGUGGCAGAGGCAAGAUCUCGCCUGGCCGUACAGGGCGUUCACAAGGUCCAGCCUCGCGCUCUGGUGGAAGAGGAAAUCAUGUUUCCGACCGGGCCAAGCAAAAUAUCAUCCGUGGCCUAGGAGGAUCACAGGCGAACGUUCUUGAGUCACGUAUUACAGGAGGAGGACCGAAACUUCAAAUUAGUGGCCUGAAAGACAGCAAAGCCGCCAAAAACCACGAUGGAGGUCUUGAGGCACUACUUUCUUUCCUGGAGCGCAAGGCCAACGGACUAGAUUCGAAGUCAAAUAGAACUGUUAAGAUCAAGAAGUCAUCCAUGGUCGGUGACUCCGUCUUCAUCACUGCCAGUCCAGACGACAUGGCUACCAUUCUGAAGCUGAACAACUUCAACUUCGCUGGAGCAAUCUUGAAAAUCAGAUCCCUUGAUGCAGCUGGAAAGGAGUCUGAAACUUCUGCUUCGACGUCAGAGGUCAAAGACCAGUUACGGGGAGUCCUAGCUGCUAGAUACGAUACUGGCCUGAAGCUCUUGAACCUGUCCGCCCUUGUUGCGGACCCCGGACUGAACUCGAUGGGUAUGUUCAACGGAAGUACCAAUACAUCAAAGAUCUUCCCAGCUUUGAUGAUUGUAUGCGAUGAGCUUUUCAAGACCAGAAGAGAGAAGAGAGAAGCCAUCACCAGUGUCACUCUCGCAGACAAUGGCCUAAGCAAGGUUGACGAAGUUAACCUCCUUGCCGAGAUGUUCCCCGACAUCAAGAACAUCGACCUAUCUCGAAACAACCUCACAGACUUGAGCUCUAUUGACGCAUGGCAAAAGAAGUUCCGCAAUAUGGAGCACCUUAUCCUCGUUGGUAAUCCAAUUGAGGCCCAGCUAGCAACACUUAAGGACGAGAUCAUGAAGCGCUACCCAAAGCUUCACACGCUGAACAACAUCAAAGUCAGAACACCAGAGGAAGUUGCCAUCAAAGUCGCGGCUGACGAAGCUGCGAGAAAUCCAUUCCCAGUUCUUGGACCUCAAUUCCAAGACGUCGGUGGCGUUGGCGCAAACUUCGUCACACAGUUCUUUGCACUCUACGACACCAAUCGUACCGGCUUUCUUGGUCAAUUCUACGACGCCCACUCCAAGUUUUCUCUUGCGAUAAACAUGACGGCUCCAAGAAGUACAGAAGUCUCGGUUCCCGUUCAGCCUUGGUCGGAAUACACCAAGCACUCUCGGAACCUUCUCAAGAUCAACCAUCUGAACGCCAGAAUGAAUCGUCAAUACAAAGGGGUGCAGGAUAUUCAAACAGUCUGGGCCACCUUACCAGGGACUCGACACCCAGAUCUACACACGCAGGGAGAUAAGUACAUGAUCGAAUGCUGUCCAGUCUCUGGUCUUCCAGACCUUACCGGCCAAGCUGCCCAUGGUGUUGACGGACUUAUGAUCACCAUCCAUGGCGAAUUCGAAGACCAAGCACCGAACAACGCCGAAAAGUCACUCCGCAGCUUCACACGCAACUUCGUACUGGGUCCUGGCGCUCCUGGUGGUCCACAGAUCCGAGUCGUCAGUGAUAUGCUUUCUCUCCGAGGAUGGGCACCCCUGCCGCACCCCAUCUCAACGCAAACGCUACAACAACAAGCACUUACUCCAGAGCAACAAGUCCUUCAACAACAAGAGGCUAUUGCAACCCAACUAACGGAGAAGACUGGAAUGACUCUAGAAUAUUCGGCUAUGUGCUUGAACGAGACCGGAUGGGACCUUGAGAAGGCCUUCGCUGCCUUCACUGCGAACAAGGCAGCCCUGCCAGCCGAAGCAUGGAUCGGAGGAGUUCCCAGAUAA